GUCUAACUCGGGAGGUGAAGAGGACAGCAACAAGAGCAAGAGAAAGGAAUUGAAGAGAAGAGAGUAGUCGAAGGAAGGAGAGGAGGAAAGAGAGGCAAACAGGCUACUACUUCAUAAUGUUGCUGUUUAAACCGGUGGUGAUGGUGGUGGUGAUGGUGGUGAUGGUGGUGGUGGAGGGGAGAGACACCAGCUUCGUCUCCUCACACCUGUUGGAAGAACCUAUCCACCUUCGCGGCGAGGUGCAGGACCUUGAGGCCCCGUCCCGGACCCGCCGCUCCCCAAUCUUCAAGCUCCUGGGGCUGUUCAAGAAGAGACCAAGUCCCUCUUAUGGCCCCCCGCCCAAGGCCCCUGCCCCGUCCUAUGGUCCGCCCCCUAAGGCCCCUGCCCCGUCCUAUGGUCCGCCCCCUAAGGCCCCCGCCCCGUCCUAUGGCCCCCCGCCCAAGGCCCCUGCCCCGUCCUAUGGUCCGCCCCCUAAGGCCCCCGCCCCGUCCUAUGGCCCCCCGCCCAAGGCCCCUGCCCCGUCCUAUGGUCCGCCCCCUAAGGCCCCCGCCCCGUCCUAUGGCCCUCCACCUAAAGCUCCUGCCCCAUCUUAUGGCCCUCCCCCUAAGGCCCCCGCCCCGUCCUAUGGCCCACCACCUAAAGCUCCCGCCCCGUCCUAUGGCCCUCCACCCAAGGCUCCUGCCCCGUCCUAUGGCCCUCCACCUAAAGCUCCUGCCCCAUCCUAUGGCCCCCCGCCCAAGGCACCACGUCCAUCUUAUGGUCCUCCGCCUAAGGCUCCUGCUCCAUCUUAUGGCCCUCCCCCAAAGGCCCCUUCCCCAUCCUAUGGCCCCCCUCCCAAAGCCCCUGCACCAUCCUAUGGCCCCCCUCCUAAAGCUCCAUCCCCAUCCUAUGGCCCCCCACCCAAGGCCCCUGCACCAUUGCCCCCUCCUAAGCUCCAUCCCCAUCCUGGCCCCCCACCCAAGGCCCCUGCACCAUCCUAUGGCCCCCCUCCUAAAGCUCCGUCCCCAUCCUAUGGCCCCCCACCCAAGGCCCCUCAGCCCUCCUAUGGUCCCCCUCCCAAAGCUCCCUCUCCGUCCUAUGGCCCUCCGCCCAAAGCACCAAGCCCAUCCUAUGGUCCUCCCCCUAAGGCCCCCAGGCCUUCUUAUGGCCCCCCGCCCAAGGCUCCCCGGCCUUCCUAUGGUCCCCCGCCCAAGAAGCCCAGGCCGUCCUACGGCCACCACUGAUGCUGCUGUCGGUUGAGGGAGGCAGAGGGCGCGGCGACAGGCGGACGGUGAGGCAGGGGGGAGGAGGAGGAGGAGGUAGAUCUCUCUCUCUCUCUCUCUCUCUCUUACUAAACGACUAGGUAAAUCAAUGAAUAGGUAAACACAAAUAACUAAAAUAUAUAAUAAUAAUAAAAAAAAGAAUAAUCGUGUGUAAUGAGCGGCGUCGAUAUGUUUCUGUUUGAAGGAAUGUGCGAAGCACAAACAUUAUUAUUUUGUUUGUUUGUUUGUUUGCAUGAAUCUGUUAAGUUUGUAUAACGUUUUGAUACUUAGCGCGAGAAAAAAUAAAAACCGAUUACUUUGA
This is a messenger RNA of Eriocheir sinensis (Chinese mitten crab), 1563 nucleotides long. RefSeq lists its product as uncharacterized. The record is from RefSeq and is a predicted model, not a curated record. Lineage: Eukaryota; Metazoa; Arthropoda; Malacostraca; Decapoda; Varunidae.